GUUGCUGAAUUUUUUCCCCAUGCCAUCGUAUCGGAAUCUCACUCUUCAGUGUUUGACAGAGGUUGCAGCACUUAAUUUUGGAGAUUUCUACAAUGCCCAGUACGUUAAGAUGUACACCAUAUUCAUGAAACUGUUGCAGACCAUGAUUCCUCUUAAUACAAACAUUCCUGAGGCUUAUGCAAUUGGUUCCAGCGAAGAGCAGGCUUUUAUUCAGAAUUUGGCUUUGUUUUUCACUUCAUUUUAUAAGGCAAGUUUUUUUCUUUUUUCCCUUCAUACUUUCUUGAUCUUAGUAUUUACCACGUUUUGUUAUAUUUAUAUCUCAAUGGCCAUCCUCUUAUGGUUGUAAGUUAUGGUUCAUUUAGUUGUAGAACAGGCUUAAUGUGUCAAUAAGGCACUGCUUAAGGGAUUUAAUAAGAUAAUAUGGAAUCACAUUGUUUCCUUGUCAAAUAUCAAAGAUUUGAAGUUGCUGUUUAAAUACAUUGCAACAUUCACUGCUUAAGGGAUUUAAUAAGAUAAUAUACAAUCACAUUGUUUCCUUGUCAAAUCUCAAAGAUUUGAAGUUGCUGUUUAAAUACAUUGCAACAUUUACAUCGUUCUAUCCUUGU
Molecule: messenger RNA, 605 nt
Organism: Humulus lupulus (European hop)
Lineage: Eukaryota; Viridiplantae; Streptophyta; Magnoliopsida; Rosales; Cannabaceae
Product: protein EXPORTIN 1B-like
Exons: 4
Coding region: 20-346 (108 amino acids)
Biological process (GO): ribosomal large subunit export from nucleus; protein export from nucleus; ribosomal small subunit export from nucleus
Cellular component (GO): nucleus; cytoplasm
Molecular function (GO): nuclear export signal receptor activity
Source: RefSeq, a predicted model, not a curated record